Leptosia nina is the source of this 2472-nucleotide messenger RNA. The record is from the annotation of a GenBank genome assembly. NCBI's taxonomy places the organism in Eukaryota, Metazoa, Arthropoda, Insecta, Lepidoptera, Pieridae.
AUGGCGCUAGUCGAAAAUGAGUUACGAAAGUGCGGGCGCGUGGAUGAUUCAAAAUUCAAAAAUAGAACAUCCAUCGAAAAACGGAAACGCGGGACGGAUGUUUGGUUCCUGUUAGUGAUCUUUGUUACCGGUUGUCAUGGUUACGAGGAACAGAGGUUCGCGAUGGAGCCGCAGGAUCAGAGCGCGAUCGUGGGAUCCCGAGUAACAUUGCCAUGUCGUGUGGAACACAAGGCUGGGACAUUACAGUGGACUAAAGACGACUUCGGUCUUGGUACUCAUAGGAAUCUCAGCGGAUACGAGCGGUACAGCAUGAUUGGAAGUGAUGAAGAAGGCGACUAUUCUCUCGACAUCCGCGACGUGACGUUGGAAGACGAUGGUACCUACCAGUGUCAAGUUAGCUCGGGUCUUAGUGGUGCACCAGCAAUAAGGUCAAGAUAUGCCCACCUCACUGUCCUGGUAGCACCAGAUCCCCCAAGAAUAUUACAAGGUGCCUUCAUAGAUUCUACUGAAGAUCAACCGGUGGAUAUAGAGUGCGUUUCAGAAGGUGGAAAACCCGCUGCUGAAAUAACCUGGGUAGAUGGAAACCAAAACGUGAUUAAGAAUAACGUACAAAGCAAAGUAGAGUUGUUACCAGACGAACAGAGAUAUAGGACAAGGUCUGUGCUGCGGCUUAUACCCAGUAAAGCUUACCACAACCAGACGAUAACUUGCCAAGCCCAGAACACAGCAGAUAGGGCGUAUAGAAUGGCGACUGUACAUAUUGAAGUAAAAUACGCGCCAAAAAUUAACGUCAGCAUUAAGUCUGGUUCUGUCAACGGCAGAGUUCCAGAAGGUUCUGAAGCCAGAUUUCGGUGUUUGGUUGACGCGAACCCUCCUGCCCAGGUCUAUCGUUGGUACAUCAACAACAAUCCUGUUGUUGGGGACUAUACCGAUGAAAUGAUAAUUUUUAACGCGUCCCGAAAGCAUAAUAAUGCAGCAGUAAAAUGUGAAGUUAGCAACUCCGUCGGGAAAAAUGAGGCUGCCCUGACUCUAAAUGUCACUUAUCCUCCGUCUUUUCGAACGAGACCACGCAACCUGGAAGCAGAGAUAGGUUCAAGUGUAACCCUGAGCUGUGACGUGGACGGUCAGCCUCAGCCGGAGAUCAGAUGGCUCUUUAACGAACCCGGCCGCAUCGGGCAGGUUAAAGGGAAGGCCCCGAACUUGAAGGUGCUGGUAGAAAAGGCAACAGCUGGCCGCUAUAUCUGUAAAGCCAGCGUUGAAGGUUACCCUGAGAUCGAGAGUGAAGCUACUAUCUUCAUAAAAGGACCACCAGAGAUCCUAUCAAACAAAACGCAAGUGGGUUCUGAAGGCGAACGAGUAUCUAUAGAGUGUGAAGCGCUUUCAGUUCCGAAGCCAGACGAUAUCCGAUGGUACUUUGAAGGGAAAGAGAUAAAUUUUAUUCAAGAUCCUGAUUACGCGACGAAAUUAGAUGACUCUUCACCGGAUGGCGUCGUGAAGUCGAGUCUAGUGAUACGACUCAGCCAGGCUAAACACUACGGAACAUACAACUGUAGUGUAACUAAUGAGUAUGGGAAUGCUAAUGCUGCAAUAGUACUUAAACCAUUAAAAACCCUGCCUCUAUUCAUAAUAAUCACCGGAGUAACAUCAGGAAUCAUAUUCUUCUCCGCACUCAUCGUUCUUCUAGUACUCUGUAAUAGACGAAGAAGACAGAAGACACAAAUGAAUGAGAAACCAGAUGUUACAGUUACAACUGGAGAUGCUUAUAAUAAGGAGAGUGAUAGAAGUUCCAAUAUUAGUGACUUGAAGCUACAACUGCCACAGGGAGAUGGCAGUUAUGACUUGGAGUACACCAGUUCUGAUCGCUCAGAUUCCAAGAAUCCAACAGGGCUGCCACUAGCUGGGCCCGUACCGCUCCCAUCGAUACGACACGACGAUCCGAUGUUACAAUUUCGAUACAGCAACGACUAUUCCGAUCAAAGCUAUGCUGACCACUAUUUCAAGAAUCCAGCUGCCUACGUUUACGACUACCCACAAGGAUAUGUACCGCCUCCACAUUUGAGGGUACAAUCACCGCCACAGUUAGAUGUUCCUUCCAGUAGAUCACUUCAAGGUUCAUUGACGCGCAGCAUAGACACCGCAUCGACUAUACCUUUGUCAAACGGCAAUGGAUCGCAGAAUAAUUCAUUGAAGCGUCCUAAACAGGAAGAAACGGACGCAAUUAAUAAUUUAGGACUGCCGGUGGGCGGCGAAGGUCCCCAAGUGCCAGUCCAUCCGCAGUCGGGUAAAGCCGGUGUGGAUUUGCGGUACGCCGCGACAUAUGGCAACCCUUAUCUUAGGAAUAGUUCGCUUGGUUAUCCAAGCCAAGUACACACGGCCAAGCCUGGUUCAACGCCGGCUCCGCCCCCCUAUUCUGCAGUCAGAAAUUCAUUGCAUAUGCCGUCAGGUAACAUCCACCAGGCGACGCAUGUAUAG